GAUGGAGCUGGAGUCGGAGGAGCGGCGCCGCGCAGCCGAGCGCGCUGAGCGCGACGAGGCGCAGCGCCAGCUCUGCCGCAUGCAGGAGAUGCGACGCGCCAUCGAGCUGCAGCUGCAGCAGAAGCAGGAGCAGCGUCGGCUGGACGAACUGCAGCGCCAGGCCGUCCAUAAGACGAUGAUGGAGAAGCUGGCCGAGGAGGAGCGGCUGGAGCUGCUGACGCUGGCGGCGCGGCGGCGGCGCGAGCUGGAGCACCGCCGCCAGGUGGAGCGCAUGAUGGAGGAGAACCGGCGUCGCCGCGACGAGGAGAUCGCCCAGCUGUGCCACGAGAAGCGCGAGCUCGAGCGCAUGGAGGCCGACCGGCUGCGCCUGGUCGAGCAGGAGCGGCGCCGGCUGCUCGAGCAGCACGCCAUCAAGCUGGUCGACUUCCUGCCGAAGGGAGUGUUUCGGGACGAGAAGGAGCUGCAGGAGCUGGGCAGCCAGUCAGAGGCCGUGGACACGCUGCGAGAGAAUGCCGAAGAGGGAAGCUACGUCCGCAUCUGCUAGCCAGGCUCGGAUGUCCAGCACGAGGGUGUCGUCCGGAGUCGGCGGGUCAGGAGCCGUCCCGGGCGUCGACGCUUCCCACGGACGCUAGCACGAUCUCAUCGAGUACGAAAAUCGAGGCGCCGCC
This is a messenger RNA of Pollicipes pollicipes, 668 nucleotides long. RefSeq names its product meiosis-specific nuclear structural protein 1. NCBI's taxonomy places the organism in Eukaryota, Metazoa, Arthropoda, Thecostraca, Pollicipedomorpha, Pollicipedidae. Gene Ontology annotation, biological process: cilium organization. The record is from RefSeq and is a predicted model, not a curated record. Bases 2 to 544 code for a protein of 180 amino acids. The transcript is spliced from 3 exons. Gene Ontology annotation, cellular component: motile cilium.